AUGUCAUGUUGUGUAGACUGCUUGAAGUGUUGGUUUUGCUGCUGGAGUUUACUGUGUCGAUCAGCUUGCCUUUGUAGUCCUCAUGGCCCUCUCAAGAUUGUGGAUAUGGAUAUGAAUGAUUCGUUCGGUGCACAUUUCGAUCAGUUAAUCGCCAGAGUACGAUCGGAAUUACUCCAUCACUACGAGAGGGACGUCAAAGAUGGCGUCAAGGCCGGCACCCAGAGCUUGAUCCCGGUUCGGGACGAGGUGCCGCCACCCAUCAGUGCGAAACCUCAAUUUCUACGGCUGUCUCCCAAGAAGCCAUGGAGUUCCUCUGAGUGGAAGCCUGCGUCUCCCCCUCAGAGCAAGCUUCGACAGAGCUCCAUGUUGUCAGAAGACUCCGACUCCAGUGAGGAGCCACGGCGCAAGAUCGGAGUGGUUCAUCACCGCUUGACUUCCAAGUCAGCCAUGUCAGAGAGCUCCCAGGCGACCUUACCAUCCGUGGACUCGCCGAACAUGGAGCUUAAGACGCCAAAAGCCAGAUUUGCGCCGCUGGAAUCGCAAUUGCCUCCGCCACCUCCGGAGAAUGCGGUGGAGACCCCAGUUGUGUCUCCGCAGAUGCUCCUGACUGCGAGUGGCAAUAUCUGUCAGAUGCAGCUGCCGAACAAGCCCGAGGAGGCGCAUGACCAGCCAAGCGAAAGAAGUGCUGAUGAGGACGAAAAUGGUGGGCAAUGCGAGCCAGUGGCAAAGCAACCGUCCACACCUUCCAGCAGCUCCAGCUCGAGUUCUGCUAGCUUCGCAAGCACAACGGAGAAUGACGCUUCUGGCACUGAAGGAGGUAAGAAAGUGCUGAGGCGCGCGAGUGAAAGCUCGAUUCCCUCCUUUUUCGAAAGGGAAGCCGCCUCCAGUCUGUUGUGGCAGUUUUUGGAGGAUCCUGACUCGAGCGCAGCAGCAUUUUAUUUUGCGACGGCUUGGAACUACUUCGUCACAAUCUCCAUUGUGGUGACUAUUCUGCAGGGUGGUCAGAGCCCUAUGCUCCCUCCCCCUACCGAAGGGCUCAUCCAGAUCUGCGUGGAGGUGGCCCUUGCGCUCGAGUUUCUCGCGCACAUAUAUGCCAGUACAAGUUGCAAAGCAUUUAUUCACAACCCGUACAACGUCAUCGACUUUUGCGCGCUGCUGCCCUUGAUAGUCCGAUGCAUAUCCGGCACUGAAACGCCCACCCUGGCCGAGAAUGCAGUGGUGCACUAUGUACUCACGUGUUUCGUCCCUUUGAUUCGCCUGCUGAAGUUGGUCCGACGCUUCAAGAAGCUACAGCUGCUUCUGCAUGUUCUGUCAUCAGUUGUUGAUGCCUUGAAGCUCUUGCUUUUCAUGGUCAGCAUCAUUGUCCUGGUGUUCGCGACCGCCUUGUACAUGACGGAUGACCCGAGCAACAUUGAUUCGUUACCAUUGGCCAUAUGGAUGUGCACUGUCACAGUCACCACGGUGGGCUAUGGUGAUGUGACUCCAUCGACAUGGCCAGCAAGAGGUAUUGCAGGCAUGCUGUGUUUCAUUAGCGUGCUGUUCAUGGCGAUGCCAAUUUCCGUUGUCGGCAAUGCAAUGUCGCAGACGUGGGCAGAUCGAAAUAGAAUUCUCCUCGUUACACGGGCUCGGCAACGGUUAAAGAAUUGGGGUGUUUCUGCCAGUGACAUGCCGAGGCUUUUCCGAAAAUUUGACCAAGAUGGUAAUGGAGAACUUGGUAUGGAUGAAUUUUGCGAUUUGAUUGCGAGAAUGAAGGUUGGAAUGAAGCCUUCAGAGGCAUCGGACCUUUUCGUGGCCUUCGACACAGAUGGUUCCGGAGGAGCGCAGUCUGUUACCUUGCACGUCAAGAAGGCUGUGGCGGGCGACGCGGCAGCUUCUUUCGACUUGACACUCCCAACUUCGGCAACUGUCAACGAGCUAGCGGUCCAGCUGGCAGAAAGGGAGGGCUGCGAAAGCCAGCUCAUUACCAUCGUCAGCCGGGGCAAGCCAUUGAAGGCUGCCACGACACUCAGCGAUCUAGGUGGAGGCGGAGAGGAGAAGCUACCUGUGGUGUACAUAGUGCGCAAACCGGCGAGCUCGACAGGGGCUGCCCCUGCUGCCGCUGCAGCAAGCGCAACGACCGCAGCGGAGUCGACCAAAGCGGCACCGAGCACCGAAAGUGCGAAGCCAGGUCGGCGGGUGAUCCUGAUGCUACGUCAUGGCCAAUGCUGCCAUGAAGGCGAACGAGAUGAGCUGAAGGAGCUCACCCAACAUGGCCACAAGCAGGCUGAGGACACAGCGCGUUUCAUCAGCCAGUUGUUUGCUGCAGGAAAGUUGCCCUCUAAGCGAGCAUUGCUACACAGCACCAGCAGGCGAGCGCGUGAAACUGCAGCCAAGCUGCCCGUUCACGUCCAGGACCUGGAGGUGUGGAACGCCGACCUGCUGCGUGAGACUGAUCCAACCAACAAGCCUUUCCGCGCCGAAGAUGUGUUCAACCGCUUGUUUGUUACACCAGAGGCUAGUGAUUCUGACACUCUCGUUAUAGUUGCCCACAACAACAUCAUCCUGUAUAUGCUUAUGCGUGCGGCAGGUGUGCCAAUCGAACGAGCUGCUCAGGCUUGGACUCUUUUCCAUCUCCGCCAUGCUUCGAUUACUCGUGUGGAUGUCAGCUCCCUCGGUACGAAGAAGGUGGUCUCUAUUGGAGCGUCCGCACACAUUGCAGACACUGCAAUCACGUGGAAGAACGUCACAGGUGCUGACAUGUCUGCGUGGAAAGGAGGAGGCCCAGAGCGGCACAAGUUUGGCGGCCGCAUGCUGGUCUUAGUGAGACAAGCAGGCGGCCAAGGCUCCGGCGCCGGGAUAAGUCAACAGAUACAAUCUGUUGCAGAUCACGUUAAAAGCCUGAGCGGGUAUAUGAUGUCCGGAAAGGCAGUUGUUGCUUCUACAAGCAGCGCCCAAUCGACAGCUGCGGCACUGGCUGGCAAGUUCAAAGCCGUGCCACAACUCUUUCCGGAUAGCAUCCUGGAGCAUCCGGAGGCGGGCUUUCUGCAAUUUUUCCAGGCGCCCGAAGAAGGAUCCCGCGACACUGUCAUCAUUGUCGCCGAGGACACCCUGCUGCUUUACAUGCUGCUGCGAUCCCUCGGGAUGUCGGCUGAAGAGUCAAAGGCAGCGUUGCCUUUGUACAGCAUCGGUCACGGGUCAGUGACACUGGUAAAUCUCAGAAAUGACGGCACCACCAAAGUCGUGGGAGCCGCUCGGCAGAUUCUAGAGAGAAACUUUGUCCUUCCCUGCCAGGGCAAGUUCGCGGUCGUGUUCCGUUCUUUCGGUGGCAGCUGGGGGGUUGCUCCCCGACCCGAGAAUGCACGCAACGACGAGGCAGACCACGAACUGCACGGAGGCACGGUCAGGUGGAAACUGCGCGGGCCAAGCCCGGCAAAUAGUAAACAGAGGGCAGGAAGGAACCUUACAUUGUGUCAUUUGUGUUCGCAAAGGGACCCAAGAGCAGGUUUCAACAGGCGUGAAGAAUACAUAAAACAGAUUGCGAAACGGAAGGUGAGUUACUUCAGGUGCUUUGUCUGA
Messenger RNA from Symbiodinium sp. CCMP2592, 3555 nucleotides. NCBI's taxonomy places the organism in Eukaryota, Dinophyceae, Suessiales, Symbiodiniaceae. The record is from the annotation of a GenBank genome assembly.